CAUCACUUGAUUUAAAUAAAAGAACUGAUAGUCUUGUUCCAUUAAAACUUUCAAAUUCUGGAUUUAUGCACUUGUCUUUGCCAAAGAGUUUUGAUCCAGGGAUAAGACAAGGUGAUGGACGACCAAGCCAUGGUAAAAGGUUGAAAGAAAACCAGGGACAGCACCUGACUUGUCCACAAAACGAUGAAGGAGAUACAAGAAGCAUCAAAAGCAAACAAGCUGCCAAAAAGCAAAACAUCCUUCAACUAGCUAAAACCAUUUGGGUAAAUCUGAACUUUACUUGUAUUAUUUAUAAAUUUUCAAACCCAGAUAUAAUGCACUUGUUUCCUACCAGAAGUGUUGAGUUUAUUUCAGGAACAGAGGAAACUGAUUACAUGGGUGAGCCACACAAGGAGGUCACAAGGUGUUUAGAUGCCAAAGUAAAACAAGAAGUUACCACAAGAAACUCCUUGAUCCCAGACGACCCACCAGGUCAUGCGACCCCCAUCAGAAUGCCAGACCAAAGCAGAGGAGUAGUCAUGUCUUCCCUACUCAAAGAAGAGCCACCAGAUGUGCCAUCAAAGAUCAAACCGAUCAAAUACCAAGGUAAGGUCAUAGAAUCUCAAAAGAGGAUGAAACCUGACUUGCUCUAUCUUGGUACAGAUUAUCCUGUUUCGAGGUCGAAACAUUUUCAAGGGAUAGGGUAUGAUGCGGCCAUCAAAUCAGUAGCAGAACCAGAAGCCAACCAGUUGCACCAAACAGCUAACCCAAAGACUCAACAGGAUAUGUGUUCAAUCAAAACGGCGUAUCUCACCAACCAGGAGGACAUUGUCCAUGAAACUAAUUUUCCUGCACUCUACGCUCAAUAAGGAGUCAAUCCCAAUUGGAAUCAUCAUCAAAGAUACUCAGAACAGGAAGAUAUGAAUUUUACAAACCGGAGGUUCUCCAUCCCGUCCAUCUGCGAGUAUCCGAGUUUAGAAGUUGUUUCAAGCCCAACAAAGAAGCGUUCCGACCCAAAUCAAAGCUUGGAAUUCAAGAAGGAUAUCUUAGCUUUCCAACAAGCCAAUAAUGAGAAGAAAAGUCCACGGAAAUAUGGAGUUAUGAUCAAUUUCUCAAAACCGGACAAACCAGUUCUGCACUUGCCUUAUUUGGAAGCUGGCUGGUUCAAUCAAUUGCAAACCAGACAUUGGCGACCAGGAGAGACAUCUAACCAUUCAGGAGACCAAUCCUAACGUCCAGGAGAGUCAGAGACGUUCUUACAAUGCACCAGCAUCCAUCAGAUUAUUCAGAAUCAAACAAGACCAUACUUGCCAUUUUUGGAGUCAAAAGCCAUCAAUUCUCAACAGCUCUUUUACCAUCAAGAUUGGCACGACUUCAAUACAUAUUUCUUCAGUAAAGAAGUUCCCAAGAAGCUCACUUACAGCCUCAAACCGUCCAGAUACAAAACCAGAAUCAAAUCCCUUGAAGAAAGCCAUUGGAACCAAGAAAUUCUCCUAACGGCUAGUUUAUCGGUUUCCUUGUUUAGUUUUUGUUUCCUUUCUUUUUUGUGACCGUUUGGUCUCUGUCUGAGGUCAUGCUCUGUAUAAGCAGACCCAUUUGUAUACUUUAGAUUCACCUUUUUCAAUCCUUAAGAAAUAAUAUUCAGUUUAUCUUUUAUCAAAGAGUUUUCUUUGCUUAAAAAUCUGUUCUUUAGUUUCUAAGUGUGAGAUACAUUAGAAAGGUAUUGAGCUCGUGGUUCAUAGGUUCUUUGUGUGAUACAAGAGCCCUGAGACACAGAUUGAGAGAGUCAAUCAGCACCCACGGAUGAGAGGGUCAAUCAUCAUCUAUCCAACAUCAUCUAUUUAUCUUCCAUCAUCAAACAUCUAUCCAUAAACCAUUCCAUCCCCUUUUAUCUUUUAGUUCCUGUGAUUAUUUUCAUUAAUCGUAAACUCACUGUUUCUCUUUGUUUUCAGGUUAGUUUGGAUAGAAAGGGCUAGCAAGUCGACCAACUUCACCAUCUUCCCGUCCGAUCUCAUCCUUAUCGAUAAGAUCGACCCAUCAUUCACCCAUCUCAUCGACCCUGCUUCCCAGCCUGUAACACUGAUGGACGUCCUGUGUGUGCUGAUGGACACACACGGACACACACAGACAGCCACGGACGUCCUGUGUGUGCUGACGGACACACACGGACACACACAGACAGCCACAGACGUCCUGUGUGUACUGAACAGACAGCCCACGUGGGCCAAAAUCACCCGAACAGUCCACUGGAAGGGUCAGCGUUCUGAGUCCAAGGACUA
This is a messenger RNA of Brassica rapa (field mustard), 2258 nucleotides long. RefSeq lists its product as uncharacterized. The record is from RefSeq and is a predicted model, not a curated record. Lineage: Eukaryota; Viridiplantae; Streptophyta; Magnoliopsida; Brassicales; Brassicaceae.